GAUUCCCUAUUCCUUCUUGAGUUCUCUCUCAACUGAUAUCCCCCUAUCUUUUCUCUCUUCUCGCCUCACGGCACUUGCCACAGUCAGCAGCAGCGGAGCAUGUCGGACAGCAGCUCUCUAUGGUUCUCUCCUACGUUCCCCUCUUGCAGUCUCCUUGUAGUCACCUUAAGGAAGACCCAUUGAGCUGCCAACCACCAUAUGCAGCAGAUCCAGCCUCCGAUUUCGUCUUGGACCACCACAGACAGUGUCGACAUCACCUAAAAAACAAGUUUCACCUUGAGAUCCAGCCCCCAACGCCCUUCUCUCUCGCUCUUUGUUUCUCUGUUUCUCCCAUUUCUCGGCUACCACCCACACCACCAGCCAACAAGAAUAGUCCAAACCUCACGGCCGGCCACCACUUAUCCUAUGAGUUCUACAUCCCUCCUCCUCCACUCUCUAGCAUCUCCUCCUCUUCCUUUUCACAGCCAAUUCAGGCCUCGGAUGUAACCGGUUCAAGGCAAACUACUCAAUCAGAUGCACCAUCUUCUUCCUCAUUUGCUUCUGCUCCUGCUGCUAUUCCUUCAUCGACAUUAUCAACGUCACAUGCCAUGCAUAGUCGCAGUGCUAUUCUUGUGAGCCACAUAGUUGAUAUCAGUGCAAAAUGGGAUUUUCUUGGAGGAGACCUUGCUGUUACUGCUUUUGCAGACCUUUCUUUUGAUCUUCCAAUUAAGUGGUUAAGAGACCGAGGAAUCCAUGGGCACAUUUUUGCUGGUGCUGGAAACCUUGCUAAACUGACAGAGAAUGAGUUUCGGAAUUUCUUUUUUCGUAAGUUCCUAGAGUCAUUCCGAAGCUCUGUAGGAGUUGGGAUUGUUGUCCCCACAAAACUUUUCCGCCUAGAGGGCAACUUCUAUUACAUAGUCAAGCAACAUGAUCAUGACCGUGGCAAGACUGGCUUUCGGUUUAGCUUCUCUGCUCCAUCGUAG
Juglans microcarpa x Juglans regia is the source of this 962-nucleotide messenger RNA. RefSeq lists its product as uncharacterized. NCBI's taxonomy places the organism in Eukaryota, Viridiplantae, Streptophyta, Magnoliopsida, Fagales, Juglandaceae. The record is from RefSeq and is a predicted model, not a curated record. The coding region runs from base 120 to 962 and encodes 280 amino acids. Gene Ontology annotation, cellular component: outer membrane. The transcript has 4 exons.